CAUCAACAACAUUGCACAGCUGCAAAAACGCCAUGACGCCAUCGCAAGCAGACCUGAAGGCUCUGAAGGACUUGAUCAAGUCGACUACAGCACUGCUUGCGCAAUUUCGUUCGUCCCUAAACGCUGUCGAAACUACCACGAGAAUCGAAACCCCUCCAAACCCGCUGGAAGUGCUUCGUGACUCUGCGAAACUUCUCAAGGCGCAUACAACAAAGAUCUCGCUGCUGGCCAUCAAUAAACCCUUCACACCUUCCGCAAUCUCCAAGGUUCUGCGAGAAUUGACAGGAACAUGUCUGCCCGCCAUGAUGUCUGCGGUCCAGAUCUGCGAGCAAGAGAAAUCCACGUGGGGCACAACAGUGGGCCGAGAAGUCGCUAGAAGAGUUCGGAGAGUGUUCAUGGAAGUGGAAAACCUGCUGCAGGAGCUGCAAAGUAUUGCAGAUGGUAAUGCGCAAGGAGCGACGAGUGCACGGGACAGUCUCUCCAGCACUGGUGUUGUCUGGGAGUCUUGUGAUGCGCUCAUCGAGCUACACACGCUAGGCAUCGCUGGUCUUGCUAUUCAAAAAGCAGAGCAGUUUCGCGAAACGAUCAAAGACGCUAUCUUCGAACUACAGGAGUGGAAGGAAGGCACGAACUUGGACACCGAAGGAGUGGACGAUGCGCUUCUUGACAGCGGAGACGAAGGUGUCGAUGGCGACGCGGACAGCUUCGACGACAUCUUCAAUGCAGCCAACAGCUGCCCCAAGGACAGACCGGAGCUCAAAGAGCUUGUGGACGUCGCUUGUGGCAAGAUGAAGAAGAUCGUACUGCUGUAUACUGCAUUGGACAAAAGACGGUUGAAGACUUACGGGUCCAAACCGACAGAACAGCGAAAGAAUGUUAGUGAUCUGGACGAACUCAUCGAAAGGAUGUCAGAUCUCCAAGAAGAACUCGACGAGAUUGCAGCUGGUUUCUACGAUCUCGACGAAGACGCUGUCAAGGAGAUUCUAGAGAAAUGCGUGAACGAAUCACGAGAGGUGAGCCAACUCGCGCGACUUGACUGGGCCGCAAGAGAAGACGAAUUUACGAUAUGGAGAGAUAAAUGGGAUGAGGCAAUACGUUGAUUAUCCGCAUUCACGUAGUCUACCCUACACGCGUUUCGGUAAGGACAGAAAAGAAGGGUUGGUAUGCUACAAUCCGUCGCAUUACCUCAUGCCUAUUACAAUCUAACUGCAU
Molecule: messenger RNA, 1212 nt
Organism: Cercospora beticola
Lineage: Eukaryota; Fungi; Ascomycota; Dothideomycetes; Mycosphaerellales; Mycosphaerellaceae
Biological process (GO): regulation of cell cycle
Cellular component (GO): nucleus
Source: RefSeq, a predicted model, not a curated record